AAGGGGCAGCAGCCGCUGAGCCAACCCCUGCAGGGUGCUGGGAGCACUGGGAGCAGCAGGGAGGACGGGACGUUUCGGAAGCCUGAGCUGGGGUUUGCGGAGCUGGAGAAGAGACUCAGCGAUUUCUCUCUGAAAAGCGCCCACUUGCAGAAGGUGCUGCUGGGAUUCAAAGAGAUGCUGCGACUGGAGCUGGGGAGCGACACAGUCCCCUUUCUCACCCUGACAGGCUGCAGAGUAACACCUGCCUUAGGCUCCCGAUGCUCCCAUCCUCCCCGGGGACGAGGAAGGACAAUGGCUGCAGUGGAGCCAGUCCAGGGACCGGUGACCUUCGAGGAGGUGGCUGUGUAUUUCACCAGGGAAGAGUGGGCUCUGCUGGACCCCACUCAGAGAGCCCUCUACAGGGAUGUCAUGCAGGAGAACUAUGAGACUGUGACCUCGCUGGGUAAGGGUUCCUGUCCCCUCGGUUCUUGGAAGGGGAAAUGCAGGGUUAAGGUUCACGCCACCCCCACAAAGCACCCUCCUCUCUUUUUCAGCAUCACCCCAACGUGCCAGUGACACACACACUACCAGAGACCCUCCCCUGCUACAGAACACUCUGGGAACAGGGCACAGGGGCAGUUCGUCACAAAGUCUAACAACUUCUCUUUGCUAAGGCAAAACUUGGGGUUAGGUCCAGCAUAACAAACAGAAGCUUCCAACCCCUGGCUGGCACUCAAACACUGAGCCUACUCCAUGCACACCAACUCAGACUGGCCAAGUGAGAUCACCCCUUUACCAGCAUAAGGACUAAUGUGCUGUGAAAGUGGGAGGGCUUCUCCUGCCCAUAUAGCUACCGCCGCUCAUUGGGGGUGGUUUAAUUAUACACGAGAGAUCUUACAGUGGCGCAGAUGCCUGUAGACAUGGCCUUAGUUUGGCUGAUUUCAUGCCUCAGGGUGCAGCUGUGCACCGGGAUGCUUGUGCAAUAAAACAAGACUAAGUUUGUUAUCAAAGAACGGUUAUUCAGGUAACACUAAGGAGACAGAAUUGGGAUAGAAAUAGUUACUAACAAACCCAAGUUAAAAUACGCUUCUGACUCUAAAACCUAACUUAACUAGCUAGGUUAAGGAAGGAUAGCAUUGGUCUGCUAAACCCAGCGUUGUGAGUUCAGUCCUUGAGGAGGCCAUUUAGGGAUCUGUGGGGCAAAAAUCUGUCUGGGGAUUGGUCUUGCUUUGAGCAGGGGGUUG
Messenger RNA from Mauremys mutica (yellowpond turtle), 1223 nucleotides. RefSeq names its product KRAB domain-containing protein ZNF747-like. The record is from RefSeq and is a predicted model, not a curated record. Gene Ontology annotation, biological process: regulation of DNA-templated transcription. The transcript has 6 exons. The coding region runs from base 175 to 555 and encodes 126 amino acids. Lineage: Eukaryota; Metazoa; Chordata; Testudines; Geoemydidae.